Protobothrops mucrosquamatus (brown spotted pit viper) is the source of this 3220-nucleotide messenger RNA. RefSeq names its product phospholipase D1 (gene PLD1). The transcript is spliced from 27 exons. Gene Ontology annotation, biological process: cell motility; regulation of microvillus assembly; intracellular signal transduction. Gene Ontology annotation, molecular function: D-type glycerophospholipase activity; phosphatidylinositol binding. Lineage: Eukaryota; Metazoa; Chordata; Lepidosauria; Squamata; Viperidae. Bases 82 to 3201 code for a protein of 1039 amino acids. The record is from RefSeq and is a predicted model, not a curated record.
GGUGUUGCUUUUUAGAAGGACAAUGGGGCACUUCCCUCUCCUGGGGCACAAGCCCCUUGUGCGCAAGUGUAAACCUUUAAGAUGUCUCUCAGCAAUAGAAAGCAAGUGAGCACUUCAGCACUGAGGAAAAUCGCUGCCGACAUGAGUAACUUAAUCGAAAAUCUGGACUCAAGGGAGCUUCAUUUUGAAGGGGAAGAAUUGGAUAGUGAUGUGGUACAUGAUCCAAAAGCUCCUGAAGUGGGCAUUCCAUUCUCAGCCAUUUAUAACACUAAAGGAUUUAAAGAGCCACACGUGCAGCUCUACCUAACCGGGUGUCCAGUCCGAGUACGGGUUCUAGAAGUGGAGCGUUUUACGUCAACAACCAAGGUGCCAAGCCCCCGUGUUUACACCAUUGAGCUGACCCAUGGGGAGUUUAUAUGGCAAGUGAAAAGGAAAUACAAGCAUUUUCAGGAGCUGCAUAGAGAACUCCUUCGAUACAAAGCUUUUAUCCGAAUUCCCAUCCCAACACGAAGACACACUGUGCAGAGACAGACUGUCAAAAGGGGAGAAGCAAGACAAAUGCCGAGUCUUCCACGCACCUCUGAAAACAUGGUCAGAGAAGAUCAUCUCUCCAGUAGAAGAAAACAACUGGAAGAUUAUCUCGCAAAUCUCUUAAAAAUGCCCCUGUACAAGAAUUAUCAUGGAACAAUGGAAUUCCUUGGUGUAAGUCAGUUGUCAUUCAUCCAUGAUCUAGGACCUAAAGGCAUAGAGGGUAUGAUUAUGAAAAGAUCUGGAGGACACAGGAUUCCUGGCUUGAACUGUUGCGGGCAAGGAAGGUUAUGCUACCGAUGGUCAAAAAGGUGGUUAGUGGUAAAAGACUCUUUCUUAUUGUACAUGAAACCAGACAGUGGAGCUGUUUCUUUUGUCCUCCUGGUUGAUAAAGAAUUCAGCAUAAAGAUUGGCAAGAAGGACACAGAAACUAAAUAUGGGUUACGAAUUGAUAAUCUUUCCAGGUCACUGAUUUUGAAGUGCAACAGCUACAGACAUGCUCUCUGGUGGGGCCAAGGAAUAGAAGAAUUCAUUCAGAAAAAUGGCAAGAACUUCCUCAGACAUCACAGAUUUGGUUCCUACGCAGCCAUCCAGGAGAACACAUUAGCCAAGUGGUAUGUAAAUGCCAAGGGGUACUUUGAAGACGUAGCGAAUGCCAUGGAAGCUGCCAAGGAAGAGAUUUUCAUCACAGAUUGGUGGCUGAGCCCCGAAAUAUUUAUGAAGCGGCCUGUGAUGGAAGGGAAUCGCUGGAGAUUAGACUGCAUUUUGAGGCGAAAAGCUCAACAAGGAGUGAGAAUCUUUGUGAUGCUCUACAAAGAGGUAGAGCUUGCUUUGGGUAUCAACAGUGAAUAUACCAAGAGGACUCUAAUGCGCCUACAUCCUAAUAUUAAGGUAAUGAGGCACCCUGAUCAUGUGUCAUCUACUGUUUAUUUAUGGGCCCACCAUGAAAAGCUGGUGAUCAUUGACCAAUCCGUAGCUUUUGUUGGUGGCAUAGAUUUGGCGUAUGGCAGAUGGGAUGACAAUGAGCACCGACUGACAGAUGUGGGCAGUGUGAAACGUAUGACAGCAGCCAAAUCUGAGUCUUCAGUGAAUCUUUCUGUAAGUAUGAUUUCUACAUCUUUAGCUGAAACUGUUCAACCUCAGAAGGAGCCUCCAGUAAUUACACCUCUUCAAGGAUGCAGUGACGAUGCCCCAGAAGCUUCAAGAAUGAAAGGAGUAGGGAGACCCAAGAAAUUUGCCAGAUUCAGCAUCUACAGACAGCUCCAUCGACAUACUAUGCAUCACGCAGAUAGCGUGAGCAGCGUAGACAGUGAUUCUUGUAAAGGCUCAGUUCGCAGUUUGAAGACAGGGGUUGGAGAGCUUCUUGGUGAAACUAGAUUCUGGCAUGGAAAAGAUUAUUGCAACUUGGUGUUUAAAGAUUGGGUCCAACUGGAUAAACCCUUUGCUGAUUUUAUUGAUCGCUACACCAUGCCAAGAAUGCCAUGGCAUGACAUUGCCUCUGUGGUCCAUGGCAAAGCUGCACGGAAUGUAGCUCGGCACUUCAUUCAACGUUGGAACUUCACAAAGAUGAUGAAAUCCAAAUACAGGUCCCUUUCAUACCCUUUCUUGUUGCCAAAAUCUCAGCGAACAGCUGAUGAGUUGAAGUAUCAAGUCCCCGAGGCUGUGUACACCAAAGUGCAGGUGCUUCGCUCUGCUGCCGACUGGUCUGCUGGUAUUAAGUACCAUGAAGAAUCGAUCCAUUCUGCUUACGUGAGCGUGAUAGAAAACAGCAAGCACUACAUCUAUAUAGAGAACCAGUUUUUUAUUAGCUGCGCCGACGACAAACUUGUGUCGAACCGAAUUGGUGAUGCCAUUGCACACAGAAUUCUCAAAGCUUACAGGGAAAACAAACGGUACCGAGUCUACGUGGUGAUUCCCCUGCUGCCUGGUUUUGAAGGUGAUAUUUCAACAGGAGGAGGCAAUGCUCUUCAGACCAUUAUGCAUUUUAACUACAGGACCAUGUGCAGAGGAGAAAAUUCAAUCUUGGGACAGCUGAAAGCUGAAAUUGGAGAUCAGUGGAUUAAUUACAUUUCAUUCUGUGGACUUCGCAACUAUGCCGAGCUGGAUGGGAAACUCAUUACUGAACUGAUCUAUGUCCACAGCAAGCUGCUGGUUGCUGAUGACAACACAGUCAUUAUAGGCUCCGCAAACAUCAAUGACAGAAGCAUGUUGGGGAAAAGAGACAGUGAAAUGGCUGUCAUUGUGGAGGAUACCGACACGGUUGCUUCAGUGAUGGAUGGGGAAGACUACAAAGCAGGAAGAUUUGCCCAAUCUCUUCGCCUUCAAUGUUUUAGGGUUGUUCUUGGCAGUUCAAUAGAUCUGAAUGAUAUCCAGGACCCCAUAAGUGACAAAUUCUUUAAAGAAGUGUGGGUUACAACAGCAGCACGCAAUGCCACUAUUUUUGAGAAGGUUUUCCGAUGUCUACCUAGCGAUGAAGUCAAUAACUUAACUCACCUGCGGGAUUUCAUCAAUAAACCAAAGCUUGCUUGCGAGAAUCCCACUAAAGCAGCUGAAGAACUGAAGAAAAUCCGUGGAUUUCUAGUUCAGUUUCCCUUUCGCUUCCUGGAUGAAGAGUAUUUGCUUCCCUCUGUUGGAACAAAAGAAUCCAUAGUGCCCAUGGAGACAUGGACUUAAGGAGAAAUCAGCUUGAAUU